This is a messenger RNA of Moesziomyces antarcticus, 2691 nucleotides long. Its product is annotated as kinase-like protein. The record is from RefSeq and is a predicted model, not a curated record. Gene Ontology annotation, molecular function: ATP binding; MAP kinase kinase activity. Gene Ontology annotation, biological process: cellular hyperosmotic response; MAPK cascade; protein phosphorylation. The coding region runs from base 1 to 2691 and encodes 896 amino acids. The transcript is spliced from 4 exons. Lineage: Eukaryota; Fungi; Basidiomycota; Ustilaginomycetes; Ustilaginales; Ustilaginaceae.
AUGAGGGGGCUUCUUCGAUCAGGUCUCGCAGUGUCUCCGAUCGAUCGAUCGAGGGAGGGAGCCAAGCGAGGAUUUCGUGCCCUUUCCAACGAUUGCCGCGUCGGUUCGUUCGGCAGCUCUGUCGAAGCUGACUCACGAGAUGCAGAGUGUCGCUCUCAUCGAGGACCAUCGCAAGCAGGAGCGACAGGACUGGAGCUGAUGGCAGGCUACACUCGACUGCAACGUCACAAGCACAGACUGAGGGCUUCGCAUGAGCUCUUUUCGCACAUCUCCAAUGUUGACAGCUCCAGGCAUUGGGUCGGUACAUUCCUGGCGACCAGGCUGGGAUCCUCUGCUCGGGAGUCAAACGCCUGGCAAGCCCAAGCUAUUUGGCACGGCGAACGGACUGAGCAGCGCUGGGCUGACUGGCGUGCAUGGGUGGGAUGGGCAAGCUGGAUCGGUGCAGCCGACCGCAUCUCUGCCGUUGCUCAACGGCGUCUGCAGCCCUUGCAUCUGGCGCCAUCGUUUGGCCUCGCUCGACUUGCGACCGUCACCCACUCCUUCCUCGUCACCUCGUCACUUCUCCUUUGCAUCGGCACACCAUAUUGCUACGACUCGAAAUCGACCAUCACCUGCAUCACAUCGCGCGCAAUCCCACCAUCGAACUGGACGGCGCCAGACUCUUUCUCUCUUUCUCUGAUCAGCACGAUCCUUCGGCCGGCCCUCUCCUCUGCAUUUCCGCUUCCUCCAUCGGUCGGCGGCUCGCGCAACUCGUCCUCUGAGCCUGUCUCUGUCUUUCAGCAGCGCGAAUCGAUCUACCUCGCCCGUCGGGGUAACUCCGAAAGCAUCUGCAUCUACCCUCUAGCCGCCUCUCGCAAAAAUAGAGCAUUCUUCGGCCGCCAAGCGCUUUGUGACCCGGCUCUGACCGUCGUCGGCUCGCCCGCAAUGACCGACUCAGCUACCGCAGGAGACGUGGAGCGCCUCACCGCUCAGAUGAGUCUAUCGGACUCGCAGCUUCCUUCCUCAAAUGGUGUGGCCCCGUUACCGCCGCAGGCAGCCACUGGUGGGCCACCGUCCCGAGCCUCGCCCUCUCUCCGUCCCAACCAAGCAACAGGCGGGCCAUCCGCAGCAAGACCUGCCAACACCGCUGUCGGAGCUGCCGAACGAGCGCGACAGAUGGCCGGAGCACGCCUUCCGCCGAGCUUGCAGGCCAAGCUUGCCGCCAACGCCAACCGCUCCGCACUCUCGCCUUCGCCCAACCAUGCAGUCCUCGGUCACGACCAGCGCAUCGACAGCAGCGCGAGCGCAUCGCUCUUUGUCUCGGCAGCCGCGCGUCCGGGCGCCUCUCCGGGCACCGGCAUGGGCGGUCUCGCCGCUCGCAGGGGCAUCCCUGGUACCCUCGGUGCGCCUUCGUUAGCAGGCUCCCCCUCAGCCACUCCCGGCGCCGGCAUGGGCGCCAGGCGUAACCGUCCAGGCCUCAAGCUCAGCGACAUGGGCGUCGGCGCCGGCGAUGGACUCGACGCAGGUAGCGCGCCGCGCUCUGGCCUCGGCGCAGGCACAGGCCGAAGAGCGCCACCACCAGGGCGCUUGUCCGACAGCACCGGCGCUUCCAAGGGCAACGAUGGUACCGCACAGCAGGACGGUGCCAUGUCGACGCCCUUUAGCAACUUUUCCAAGAUCGUCGACCCCUCCGGUCGGCUCAACUUCAGCGGCAAGGCCGUGCUGCAUGCCUCGGGCGUCGAAUUUGGCAACGGCACCUCGUUCAAGAUCAACAUGGCCGAGCUCGAGCUGCUCGACGAGCUCGGCAAGGGAAACUACGGUACGGUGCGCAAGGUGCGACACACCCAGACGCACGUCGAGAUGGCCAUGAAGGAGAUCCGCCUCGAGCUGGACGAAUCCAAGCUCAACGCCAUCAUCAUGGAGCUCGACAUCCUGCACCGCGCCACCGCGCCGCAGAUCGUCGAGUUCUACGGCGCGUUCUUCAUCGAAUCGUGCGUGUACUACUGCAUGGAGUACAUGAACGCCGGCAGCCUCGACAAGCUGUACGGCGAGCGCGGCAGCGUGCCUGAGGACGUGCUGGCGAGGAUCACGGGCAGCAUGGUGCGCGGGCUGAGCUUCCUCAAGGACCAGCUGCAGAUCAUGCAUCGCGACGUCAAGCCCACCAAUGUGCUCAUCAACCAAAAGGGCCAGGUCAAGCUGUGCGACUUUGGCGUGUCGGGCCAGCUGGAAAAGUCGCUGGCCAAGACCAACAUCGGAUGUCAGUCGUACAUGGCGCCCGAGCGCAUCAAGGGCGAGUCGCAGAACAUGCUCGGCACGUAUACGGUGGCGUCGGACGUGUGGUCGCUGGGGCUGUCGAUGGUGGAGACGACGCAGGGGACGUAUCCGUAUCCGCCCGAGACCUACUCGAAUGUGUUUGCGCAGCUGCAGGCGAUCGUGCACGGCGACCCGCCCGAGCUGCCGGCGGAGCUGUACUCGGACACGGCGCGCGACUUUGUGGCCAAGUGUCUGGAAAAGGUGCCGUCGCGCCGGCCGACGUACGCGCAGCUGCUGCAGCACGACUUCCUGGUGCAGGACGCGGCCAAGGGCGAAGAGGGCGUCGACAUGGUCGGGUGGGUGGCGCGCGCGAUAGCAGCCCGCGCGCACAAGAAGGAGCAGGCGCAGGCCAACGGCGUCGCGUCGCCACCAGGGCCGUCGGCAGCAUUGCCCCAAUAG